Molecule: messenger RNA, 1611 nt
Organism: Penicillium antarcticum
Lineage: Eukaryota; Fungi; Ascomycota; Eurotiomycetes; Eurotiales; Aspergillaceae
Product: heme-dependent oxidative N-demethylase family protein
Exons: 5
Coding region: 1-1611 (536 amino acids)
Source: RefSeq, a predicted model, not a curated record
AUGGCGUGGUACUCCAUCCUUCCAAAGGAGCUCAUCCACCUGGAGAGCUGGGCUGCUCGUGUCUUCUUCGUCCUCGGCCUAAUCACCAUCGGCCCCUGGGCUUUCCUCGUCCUCCUCGAUGCAACUAUAUGGCUUUAUCGCAUGAUUCUCUGGGAAUUCCCGUGGAUUGGUGGACGCGCUCGGGGUCAACAGCGUCCACGCGCGCCGAGCUUGAGUGAACGGCCGGAUGGGCAGCGGAGGGCGUUCGGAUUGCGCGGGGUGGAAACUGAUAUUGGUGAAAGUGAUGGGGACCAAAGCGAUGGGUUGAUAUCGAAGCGAGAGAACGAUCGCGACGAGUCGCGAAAGGCGAAUGUGAAUCCUGUUGGUGUCAAUCCACCUUCAAGUGGAGAUGGGGCCUUGAAACAUAGGGGCACGAGAAUGGCGGAACUUCUAUAUAACAAACUAGAUCUGGUUGGACCAUGGCACACCAUGCCUUCUAUGAGUUAUCUCCUCUGUGCUCUUAUCAUGGGUCUGUGUGUCGCGGCCUGGAAAGCUCGACAAUAUCGUUAUACUUGUGCGACAGUGAAGACAAAGCCAAUUCUAUCGGACAAGAAGGAACCGGUCAUUAUACCUCUAGAAGGAUUUGACUGGGAGAAAACAGAGCCACUCCAGUUUCGACCAUUUCAAGGCAAAGAGAAGUUUAACCUAACCAUGUCAAUUGAAAACCUCGACCCAUCAGAGCUGAUCCCAAUGGACAAAACAUACAAAGACCGCCUGAGCCUCCGCAAAUCAAUCCUGGACCAACACCACGAUAUAGCAGUAGCAGUCAACGACAAACCGCAAACCCAAGAUCCUCGCACCCGCAGCGCCGUCAGCGAACUCUACACAUUCAUACUAGGCAAAUACUUACCAACCCGCUACCCAAGCAUGUUCAAAUUGAAAACAACCAACUCAACCCCCAUCUUCGAAAACCUAGUUACAGGAGCAACAUAUCCAACAAUCCUGUGUCCGACGACACCGACAAUCCAGGCCCUAGAAAUCCUAACCCAAAGCGUCGACGAGGAAUUCCUAUUUCUCCUACCAGAACUUUCACCAGAAGAUAAAGAGCAACCAAAAUACAUCCUGCAAGCUUAUGCAGCCUGCUUUCCAUCUGGUUUCAAUACCCGCGAGAAACUCGGUCUACGACUGGCCGAUAUCCACAAUCCCGUGCCGGGGUAUAAAGAGAAGAUCGAGCGCAGUAUGGAUCGGUUCUUUACGCGGAUCGAGGUUGGAAAGUUUGUUCGGAGGGUUAAUUGGAGUGUGACGAUUGCCACGGACUUGUUUGCUGCGUUUGGGGGGACGCAUGCUGUUGUUGGGAAGAAGGAGGAUGCUAUUCAGCCUGGGAUGCUGGAUGUUGAUGAGACUGUUCUUCGGUGUGAGCGGCAGACUUUGCAUCGGAUGCCGAAGUCUGAGGCGCUUGUCUUUGCUUUUCAUACGUAUACCUAUCCGAUUCGGCAGAUUAAGGAUGAGGGGCUUGGCGAGGAUAUGGCUGUUGCUGUUGAUGGGUUGAGGAAGGGGAAUGUGCCUGAAAUGCAUGUUUAUAAGAAGGGGGAUGUAUGGGGAGAAGCGUUGAAGGAGUUCUUGAGAUCCUAG